Zophobas morio is the source of this 1702-nucleotide messenger RNA. Its product is annotated as WD repeat-containing protein 20. The transcript has a single exon. Gene Ontology annotation, molecular function: protein binding. NCBI's taxonomy places the organism in Eukaryota, Metazoa, Arthropoda, Insecta, Coleoptera, Tenebrionidae. The record is from RefSeq and is a predicted model, not a curated record. The coding region runs from base 173 to 1528 and encodes 451 amino acids.
CUAGUUUUCAAAUAAUAUUUCUUUCUUAACCUUAUUUUUUAUGGAUUAAUUGCUGAUCUAAAGUCGAAAAAGAUAGUGGAUGUACAAUAAAACCUUCAAACAUGUGAUAAAAUGAUUUACUUAAUUAUGUACCAUCGAGGAAAUGACGAAGGAAGUCUAUAGAAGACUAUAAAUGUGUGUAAAUUGCAAAAUUCGUUGUAGAAUGUCUUCGCGUAUACUGGCCCCAAAAAUGGCAAGAGCAGAUACGUUAUGCAGUCAGUCACUUUUGGAAGCCGGAGAACGUCCUCUAGAGAGGCCUUUAGGAGGAGAACCAGGUGACGUAAAGACCCAGUUUGUAACACGCGAAGGCACCUACCGACUAAUGACUUUAAGUGAAUAUUCAAGACCUAAUAGGGUAGGCUACCAAACUCAGGGACAAACACCACCGCAAGUACGUGUUUCCCUCGUUACGCUUCCAGACCAGGGCGAAAGAAUUUGUUUCAAUCAUGGUCGAGAAUUAUAUGUUUAUGUCUAUAAAGGCAUUAAGAAGGCUGCUGAUUUGAGCAAGCCACUAGAGAAAAAAGUUUAUAAGGGAACUAAUCCUACCUGUCACGAUUUUAAUGUGGCCUCAGCCUCAAAUGAAAGCGUUAGUCUUUUAAUUGGCUUCAGUACAGGUCAAAUUCAGCUAAUCGAUCCAAUAAAGAAAGAGCUUAAUAAAUUAUUUAAUGAAGAAAGGCUCAUUGAUAAAAGUAGGGUUACUUGUUUGAGGUGGGUUCCCGGAAGUCGUUCAUUAUUUUUAGCUGCUCAUGCUUCUGGUCAAUUGUAUGUAUACAAUGAAGAAUUACCUUGUGGCUCGGCAGCACCACAUUAUCAGCCUUUCAAAGCAGGAGAAGGCUUUAGUGUUAGUACAUGUAAAACAAAAUCAACUCGCAAUCCACUAUUUCGUUGGUUAUUGGGCAACGGUAGCGCCAUUAAUGAAUUGGCCUUCAGCCCAAAUGGUUCACAGUUAGCAAUCGUCUCACAGGAUGGCCUUUUAAGAGUAUUCCAGUAUGAUAGUAUGGAACUUUUAGGAACAGCACGUUCAUAUUUUGGUGGUUUAUUAUGUGUUGCAUGGUCUGGUGAUGGGCGACUGAUUGCUGUAGGAGGCGAAGAUGAUUUAGUCACGGUUUACUCGAUGGAACAAAAACGUGUAGUAGGUCGAGCUCAAGGACAUAGGUCAUGGGUGGCAGCAGUGGCUUUUGACUGGUUCUUAGAAGCUGAAUCUUGUUAUAGGUUGGGUUCUGUUGGACAUGACACUCAACUUUGUUUGUGGGAAUUACCUGAAGAUGCUUUAACACCUUCAAAACCAAAAGUAAAAAGGAGGUCAGAUCCUUUACAGUUGGUAGGCACGCCAGCGUGCCCUCGGCUGGACGAGUGUCCAGUGUUAGAGCCCUUAGUUUGUAAAAAAAUUGCUCAUGAAAGGUUGACAGCACUAGUUUUUCGACCUGAUUGCAUCAUUACGGCGUGCCAAGAUGGAUAUGUUUACACGUGGGCACGACCCCCUUCCUGAACAUGUUGUAUUUUUGUAACUAGAUUUUAUCUAACUUUUAUACCUAUUAGAAAUCAAAGUGUAUAUAUUGUAAUAUGUGUAACGAUUGAUGAGUGUAGAAUAUGUUUUGCAAUAUGUACCUAUAAGUGUGAUUUUUCGUAAUUUUAUCAUUCGUAAAUACAAAUUAAAAUUUUU